Trichobilharzia szidati is the source of this 1934-nucleotide messenger RNA. The record is from the annotation of a GenBank genome assembly. NCBI's taxonomy places the organism in Eukaryota, Metazoa, Platyhelminthes, Trematoda, Strigeidida, Schistosomatidae.
UAAUCAACACGUCAAAAUGAAAAACUUGAAAGGUGAUAAACAAGUGCUUUUUCGCGUUUUAAAUGACAGGCAUUUCGCGCCUAAAUAAAAUUAUGUCACACAAUUUCGUACGUAAGAAGCAUGAAUUGCAUACCUCAAAGAGUCAUUUUGUCCAUUAUCCUAUGUCUCGGAACUAUCAACAUGUUGGCUCAAAGAGUCAAUUUAAGCAUAGCCAUACUGUGUAUGACAAACCAUACGUAUAUCCGUAAUGAAAACAAAGAAAAUAAUGUAAAUGUGACCGUUUCUGCACCAUUUCAAUGCAUUCAAGAAAAUUUUAAUGGAACAGAUACCAUGACAGAUGGCCCAUUUGUUUGGGAUCGGCCAAGCCGUGGUGUUCUCCUGGGAAUUAUUUUCUGGGGUUAUUUUCUUGGUCAAAUACCAUCAGGUAUUUUAAUACAACGAUUCAGUGUUCGUUGGGUGUUGUUUACAUCUUUAAUCCUGUUGAGUACAUCGACAUUCUUUGUUCCACUGGUGGCAACAAAGUCAUUGUAUUUAUUCUAUGCCUUUCGAAUAUUGACGGGGUUAGCAUCAGCAAGUUGGUUCCCUGGAUUUUACCAGCUUUGGGCUGCAUGGGCACCUCCAAAUGAGCGUGGACUUUUGAUUGGAUUCGCUUAUGCAGGGCUUCAUAUUGGCAGCGCUAUUGCAAUGCCAAUUACUGCAGCUUUGUGUCAAACAUCAAUUGGUUGGUCAUUAGUAUUCUAUUUUUAUGGCGCUAUUAGUUUUGCUUAUUGUAUUGUCUGGUUUAUAUUUGUCUACGAUGAACCUAAACUACAUCCAAGAAUAUCUACUAAAGAAAAACUUUAUUUAGAAUCCUGUUGUCCAGUAAUAAAAAAGAGGAGUGGAAAACAAAAAAUUCCACUAAAAUCUAUUUUAACAUCAUUGCCGGUUUGGGCGUUUGUUGCUGUCAACACGGGAUUAGACUGGAAUCUGUAUACAUUUCUGACUAGUGUACCAACGUAUAUGCGUGAAGUACUACAGUUUGAUUUUCAGCGGAAUGCUGGAUUAUCUGCAUUGCCUUAUAUUGGUAUGUGGAUAGGACAAGUAUUAUUCGGUUGGAUAUCGGAUAUAUUAUUAACUCGAAGAGUUUUAAAUGUUAGUUAUGUGCGAAAAUUAAUGAAUAGUAUAGGCAUGUUUGGACCGUGUAUUCUUAUGAUUUUGAUUACAUUAUUCGAUUGUCAUAAUAAAUAUGUCGUUGUUGGCCUAUUAACAUCUGGAUUAUUUCUUAGUUCUGGUGUUUUCUCCGGUGGAAUGUUGAGCCCGAUUGAAAUUACACCAAAAUUUUCUGGUCUGUUAUUUUCUGCAUCAAAUUCAGUCGGUGCAUUGACAGGUUUUAUAGCACCCAUUGUGGCCAGUGCAUUGACACCAGAUAAAACUUAUGAACAAUGGCGUUAUGUAUUCUACUUGGGCGCUGGAAUAUUCUUAGCCGCUGGUUUAUUCUUUCUCGCAUUCUCUUCAUCUACGAUUCAACCAUGGGCUAUAGAAGUUAGUGAUGAUGAUGAUAAUGACGAUGAUGUGAAUAAACCAAUUGGCGAUAAUGAUACGCUUAAAGUUAAACCUCUUCAGCAUAAUAUUGUUGAUUCACUAGGAAAGGCGGAUAGAGAUAAUGUCGACGGUGAUGAUGAUCAUGCCGGUGUUGCUGCCGCUGUCGCCGCGAAUCGAAUUGAUGGUAAAGGGGAUGAAAAUAAUAAACCGCUAUCAGUAUAAACAAUGCUUUGUAUGUAUUUAGCUUCAUUCGAAUGCUUCUACUCUUGUCCUUAUUAUUCUUGCUGUCGGCGUUAUUACCACUUUGCUGUUGCUGGCAUUAAUCACAGAUAUUAUCAUGUUUCCCCCCGAAACACAGCCCAGUUCCUAACCAAUCCCUACCUCCAAAAGUGAUUAUGGUUACAUUGUUUGAU